UCUGUGUUUAUCAGCAGGGAUUUCUGGGAAGGGGUCGUCAUGGUAACCAACGUAAACACCAUCCUCCAUCCUCCUCCGCCUGCUUCUCCUUCCCCGUCUCUCUCGUCUCUGCAGCGGCGCCAAACCGGGCUAAAAUGGCAACCAUGGCUCGCAGCGAGGACCAGUAUUAUGAAAAGAUAACGUCGAUACAGCAGAGCAUGCACAGAUGGGAGAAACGCAGGCUGGAGCUGGAGAAGGAGCUGUUUACUUACUCCAGGUCUGAUAAAAGAAUUUCUCCACUGCCUUCAGCUCACAGAUAAAGUGUUCCAAACUGCGCGGUUAUCUCAAGGAAAUCUGUGACAGGGAAGCACGAGCGAAAAUGAGAAACCUUGAGCUCCUGAGAGAUGUGGAAUGCAUAGAAAUUAACAUGAACAAAUAUAGUCCUGACCAUGGCCCCCUGCAACAACAAAAGGCUGACUUUUUCAAAAAGAUUUCCAUAUUCAUGGAAGCAAGGCAGAACAUGGAACAGGAGUUGGACACAGCAAAGGAGACUGUGCACAGGCAGCACCAGGACAGCUCCCUCUCUUACCCAGCUAAGGAUUUUACACAACCACCAACGGUAAUUUUUAUGGGCCGCCAGACCUCCAGAGGGUCUGACGCUGAAGCUGGCACCACAAGUGUACACUCACACCAAGCAUUGCGUUGUUCACCCAAUCGCAGCACGCACUCCCGCGAACGUCUACCAAGUGGCCUUUUGAAGGACUUCAGAGUUGGCGGAGAGGAUGCCGCCAGCAACCGAGCACAUUUAUCAGAUGACAUUUCAGGCUCAAACGAUUCCCCCGACGGCUGUAAUUUGAGUGACAAACAUGAAAGAACGAUGGUGGUGGUCCCAUCUGUUCGUGCCUUAACAGGCGCAGCUGGCAAUGCGCCUUUUGGAAGUGAUGAUGAACAAGAACCGUCACCUUUGGUGACCUUGACGGGACCUGAGAAGAAUCCGUCUCACAGCAGCAGUAACCCCAUGAAGGCCAAGAAUUCCCCUACAGAACACAGUGACUCCCAUGAGAUGGCUCAUCAGCCACCUAUAAUGGAAGAUGGAGAGAGAGGUCUCAGUCAUUUGAUGGCUCAAACCACUUUGGGAAAAGAAGCUCAAGACACAGCAGAUAGACGUGAGAGUGUCAGCACACCAAGCUCUGAUGUGCAGUUGUCAGAGAGCAGUGCUAGUGACCUGUCCAUAUCUCUUACACAAUCUGAGUUGGAAGAGGAUCUACCAGAGAGUGAGGCACAUGAGAGGAAUGCCUCUUCUGGAGAGACUGAUGAUCACAACCAGCACAGUCCUGAAUCAUCCAUUCACUCUAAUGGGUCCAAGAACACACCACAGUUAAACUGUGAAUCUUCAGCUCCGGUGGUGACCUUGGAAAGUCUCUCCCAGGAAGGACUCUUUAAUCUGCUAGACAACAUUGAAGGACGACUCUGCAGCGAAUGGACCAGCGUAUAUGAUAAAUCUUCAAUUGAUGAAAGACAACUCAAUAGAAUUAUCAGCCUUUGUAAUAGUGAAGCGGGCUUGAACGACAAGGACCUUAAAGCAUGUGGAGCAGUCAUCCUUCAUGAGCUUCAGAGGUUGUCAUGGAGCACCUCGAAGGGCUGCCUGCUACCAGAGGAUCUAGUGUUAGCUCACCAGUCUUGCACUGAGCCUAAUGAAAUAAGCGCCAGCCUCCCUCCUGAUGCCGCUCGGCUGUGGGAUCGCUGGUUCAAGCACGCCCUCCUGCUCAAGGAGCGCCGUGUCCUCAGCACUGAGCGCCUGGUCCAGCUGUUCACGCCGCUGCUGCUGGAGCGCCAUGCCGCCUACAGCCACCAGGCCAAAGUGCUGCUGAGGACACUUGUGUCCCGGUCCAGUGAGGAGUGCCCCUCAGCAAAGGACGAGAGUGACUUGUCUUCUUGCGGACCUCCUUCUCUCCUGGCUGACGAUGAUGUGAAGCCUGCGGGGCCGGUACAGAAGCAACAGAUCCAAGAACUACAAAGUACUGAAGAGGACAGCCAGGACGAAAGCCCUGUGGAAAGUGUUCCUAUUAGAGAGACCAAAGCAUAUCAGUUACUUAAACAAUCAGCCAUGCAGGAAAGGCUGCAGAGUUCUGAAGAGGAGGAGGAGGACGACGACGAUCCCCCAGGAAUAAAUCAUGGCCAUGAAGAGGACCUGGGGAGGGCCAAACGCUCCUCACAUCAAGACCCUUACCCUCGGAAAGAGAAGACUAGCUCAAAGGCUCUCUGCGCUCUACAGUCAAAAGCUUUCUGGGGGGAAUCAGAUGACAGCGACUCAGAGAUUGAAGCAGCCUUACGUCCUCAACCUUUCAACACAAACAGCAAUGACAUUGAUGACUUCUGUGACUGAUAUUUCCCCGCAGAUAUUUUUUAAAUGCACUACAUUAUAUCACUGGAGAUUUUCAGGCAGCUUGGCUCUCAGUAAUUCACCCCCUGACCAUUAUUUUAGUGGUCUGCAUUGUAAAUCAUAUGCACACUGUAUCGUAAAAACAAAUAAUAAAGUUGACAGCUCUCACGCUGGGUAAAGUAUGUGAAGAGUUGUCCAACACUCUGAUGUUAA
This is a messenger RNA of Larimichthys crocea (large yellow croaker), 2575 nucleotides long. RefSeq names its product kizuna centrosomal protein (gene kiz). Gene Ontology annotation, biological process: spindle organization. The record is from RefSeq and is a predicted model, not a curated record. The transcript has 15 exons. Lineage: Eukaryota; Metazoa; Chordata; Actinopteri; Sciaenidae. The coding region runs from base 359 to 2365 and encodes 668 amino acids. Gene Ontology annotation, cellular component: centrosome.